This is a messenger RNA of Spodoptera litura, 1460 nucleotides long. RefSeq lists its product as uncharacterized. Lineage: Eukaryota; Metazoa; Arthropoda; Insecta; Lepidoptera; Noctuidae. The record is from RefSeq and is a predicted model, not a curated record.
CCAUUACAUUUAUGUUGUUUCUUAAUUUUCAAUUUGUGUAGAAACUAGCAAAGUAUACACAAUUUCCUAUUACCAUGUUGAUCAUCAGUCUAAUCAUCUUCCAUGCAAUAUCUGCUUCCUUCUGCUACGAUGUAGAAAUCGAAGGUGUACUGAAACUAGGGAAAGAAAUUCUAAGAGUUUUGGACAGAAAUGAAUAUAUUGCAAACAACCUCACUUUAGCUAAUCAGAUUUCAUCAAAAGGUAAAUUACCCAGUAUGUCCAACAAUAUGGUUGAGUCAGCUGCGGAAAGAAGUAGAGUAAACAUUAUAAAUAAUAAAUUUACAAUGCAUUUGGAAGAGUUCACAUUAUACCUCGGGAAACAAGGAGAGAAGGCUAUUGAAAAAAUGGGCAAACAAAUCCUGUAUGAUCUGAAACUAUCAAAUAAAAAUAUAACAUCUUUAGUAAACACCAUAAGUAAUAACUACGUGACCCUUUUACAUCAAUACUACGUUUUUCUUAAUCAAGACAUCAGUGUUGCGCUAGUCGAAAAUGAUUUUCUGUACCUAGAUAUGAUUGACACGUAUUGCCGGCUCUUGUAUAAUGGAGAAACAAAGCUGCUGAGUGACAUUGUUAUGAAUAACACGGUAGAACUUAAAACCAUCGAGGUUAUAAAUACUAAAAUUUCGAGACACAUUAUUGUUGAGAAAAAAGAAAAAUUGAAUUACCUUUGUAAAAAAUAUAAAGUUUGUAAGGAGUAUUCCACUUUCACUGAUCGUUGUAGAGAUCUAAUUAGCCAAUUAUUGUUGCUUCCUGAAGCUAAAUUCCAAGAUUUUGUCGAAAUAAUGUCAGAUAUCUUAAAGAAACAUAGUGAUGUUCUUGAAGAUGUCGCGGAAAAAAAAGAUAGAAAGUUAAUAUUGUUAAAACUUAAGCACAUAUCUAGUAACAUAUUUAGUAUGAAAGAAUUCCUAGCUGUUCUAAGAGCAGUUAUCUCACCAAAAUUUAGAUCAGUCACAACAACCGAUAAAGUUCAGAGACAUCAAACUAUAGCUGCACGGAUCCUUUUUGAAAUAAUCGAUAAAGCACUAAACACGGAUGACAAUGUACUUGAGAUAGAUUUUGAUAAUACUAUUUCAUCCAUUGACCAGUGGUCCAACGACGUGACUGAAGAUGUUGAAGCUUUACCAGCCUUUGUUGAUAUUACGAUGAGAAUAUUCAAGUAUAGAAUAACCAAAAAUGCUAGAAAAGAAAUCAAGGUAUUAAUUACAACGAUAUUGGGACAAGAGACCAGAGACCACCAGACUUUUCAUUAUUUGUUUACAGAUGGAUCGAAGUACGUUAGAGGGGGCGAUUUUAAUUUCGAUGUUGAUGAUACAAUGUGAAAGCAAUAGGAAUGAUACUUUUAUCGACAAUUUUAAUUGAAACAUAAAAAAAUAUUAGAAGCUGCGUUUCUAUCAAUUCAUUAUAGUAAAACAUUCCACUGU